AAUGCCACGACUUAGAAGAAGCUACAAAAAAAUUAGAUGAAUUAAAAAAUAUUGUUUUUCCUAAUAAAAGUUGUGAUUUUACUGAAUUGAAAGACGAAAUUGCUAGAUUAAAAAUUAGGGAGUUAGCACCUCAACUUCAAAGCCAAAAAGAGCAGAUAGAAAAGUUAAUUACAGACUCUAAAAAGCAAAUUAGCGAAGAAUCAAAAACAGUUUUAGAUUUUUAUUUAACAACUUUAAAGCAGGAAGAAAAAACCAAUUCUUAUAGCUAUGAGAGAAAUUCAUUAAAAGAUGGUAAAUUGGCUGCUUACGAGGACAUUUUAAAAACUAAAUUAACUAGCGAGGAUGUUCAGCAAAUUAGACAGUUGCAGGAAAGGAUUAACCAAGACCAAAAGCAUUUAGAUAGUUUACAAAAAACCGAAAAGCAAGAAGCCAAGGUUCAGCAAACAGAA
Entrophospora sp. SA101 is the source of this 449-nucleotide messenger RNA. The record is from the annotation of a GenBank genome assembly. Lineage: Eukaryota; Fungi; Glomeromycota; Glomeromycetes; Entrophosporales; Entrophosporaceae.